Messenger RNA from Ostreobium quekettii, 552 nucleotides. The record is from the annotation of a GenBank genome assembly. Lineage: Eukaryota; Viridiplantae; Chlorophyta; Ulvophyceae; Bryopsidales; Ostreobiaceae.
AUGCAGCCAGCGCUGACUGGUAGCUCCCGUGAUUGUGUCGAAUUUCGACCAUCGAGUGCGGGCCUUGGGCCACCAGGUGGAGGAGCGUCGUCUUCAGCCGGGCUGCUAUCCACCAAGUGCAAGAGAAGAUGCCGGGCUCUUUCCAUUGUCCGUUUGAGAGCAAGGGGGCCCAGUCAAGAGGGACAUUCUCAACAUUUAAGCCACUCUUUUAGUGACGAUGAACUUGAAUUGACAGUAGAAGACUCUAGAAAGGUGUUCUGUUACGGAUGUGGUGUCAAGCUGCAAACAACACAACCUGGAGAAAUGGGGUACAUUGAACCGGAAAAGUAUGCAACCAAGUUGGAACACAGGCAAUACACACAGAUGCUUUGUGAACGCUGCAUUUCAUUGUGCCACGGCAAGAUGGUGCCUGCGGUCGAUGACAGACACCAGAAAAACCUCUCUUUUGCAUCCAGCAUUGACGCUACCAGCGAGAAAGAACCUGCUCCAAAAGUGUUGAUUGCACCUGAAGAGCUAAGAAGGCAGCUGAAGGCAAGUCUGACAGCACCAUAG